Messenger RNA from Diprion similis, 4811 nucleotides. RefSeq names its product serine/threonine-protein phosphatase 4 regulatory subunit 1-like. The record is from RefSeq and is a predicted model, not a curated record. NCBI's taxonomy places the organism in Eukaryota, Metazoa, Arthropoda, Insecta, Hymenoptera, Diprionidae. The coding region runs from base 333 to 2708 and encodes 791 amino acids. Gene Ontology annotation, molecular function: protein phosphatase regulator activity. The transcript is spliced from 9 exons. Gene Ontology annotation, biological process: protein dephosphorylation.
CUUACAUGGCAUGUGUAUUACGUACACGCACGUGCUUUAUAACUUGGAGUGAAUGUUGAACUUUGAGCGUACGACGUUCUAAAUUCUCAUUGGCGAUGCCGAAAUAAUAUAAACUCUGACUAUACCGUCGUGACUACAACCGCGAUUUCGUCGUCCGGCGAUAGAUAAGAUGGUAAACAAUUUCAGAAUCAUUGUUUGUUUGCUCGAUUUAAUCGGGAAGACUAACGUCAUCAUCGCCGCCACCACCACCACCACCAUCUCAAAGCGCAGCUCAUCGUCGAUUCAGAUGUUGCUGCUGCUGCUGCUGCUGCUGCUUCACCGCCACGUGGCAAAUGGUCGGACGAGUACUUGUCGAUAUAUUCAGAAACGCAGUCGAUACCGGGAUUCAAUUACCAAUCGAAGAGAUGAUGAUUCCCAUCGGACAAAUCGCCGUCGAUCCAGAAGCCUCGGUGAGGUCGGAACUCGUGGAGCAGGUGCCCCACGUCGCGAUGAUAUGCGAGGAGGCUCCCAACCGGUUUCGGCACGUACUUCCUCAACAUCUACUGGGAAUUGUCAUCAAGUACCUCCGAGACGACGACAACCAGGUUAGGAAAACUGCGCAGGCCGCUCUUUUGGUACUCAUGGAACGAGGACUGUUGGAGAAAGAACCGAUUGAGGAGCUCAUUUGUCCAGUUGUUUUGGAGCUUUCGUUCGUCAACGAUCCAUCGGUAGAAAUUCACACGGGAGCGAUAGCCCUCAUGUGCAAGAUGGCUCCACUCGUCGGAAGAGAACUUACGGAGAGAUUGUUCCUCGACAGAUUCGCAAAGCUAUGCUCAGACGAUAUCUUCUACGUAAGAAAAGUCUGCGCUGCUAAUCUAGCUGAUUUUUGUGCAGCUGUUAGCAAAGAGUCCAUCGAGACCAUACUGCUUCCAAGGUUCAUAGAUUUAUGCACGGACGAAGUGUGGGGGGUCAGAAAAGCAUGCGCUGAAGUUAUAAUGUCCGUUUCGUGCUGCGUGUCUCUCCAUCAUCGACAGCAUACCUUGGCGCCUGUGUUCGCUACCCUGCUCGGCGAUGUGUCAAAGUGGGUCCGAAUGUCUGCGUUUCAGACGCUUGGGCCAUUCAUCUCUACUUUUGCCCAACAAUUUACAGCAUUGGCAUACAACCAGUACGGCGAGGUUGUUUUUACCAAUCAACAAGGCAUGGAGCUAAGAUACAACAAAUUAUCGUACUCAAAUCCUCGCACGUUAAACUUCUGCGAAACCUCUUCAUUUGGUUGUUUGAGCAGGAAGUACGAAGAGUACAACGAUAAAUUUGAAGUUGAAUUUUCACCUGUGAGUAUGGUGGGAUCACGAAAUCGGGAUAAGGAUGAGGACGGCUUUAAGCCCUCAUCGGAAAGUACUAACAUAGAAGAUUCCGGAUCUGGUGACGACACGGACAAAUUCAACCCGUUUCUAUUCUAUUACAUUUCCCCGGAUAUGCCGUUGGAUUUGGAACUUGUCGAGGCAGGCAGACCAAGGAAUUCAGAGGAGGGAAACGUAAAGGAAGAAGCCCCUAGUUUGGAGAAAGAAACGAAAAAUCAGUCUAUUUCCAAUGACAGUGUAAACAAUUCGGAGGACAGUGUGAGUGGGUCUGUAAGCGUAGAAAAUAGCUCGCAAUUGCUAAACGAUACAAUAGAUGUGUUCGACGCUUACGAGGAACGCAAAACUACCACCCCGAACGCGAACGGCGACUCAGGUAACAAGUACAACGCGGCGGGUGACAACUACCAGUGCGUGGUGCCGCAAGUUCUCAUCGAUUACUUCGUUUCUAUGACCGAAACGACGCAGGUUGUCCAGACUGACUCGGAAAUACUGCAGCACUGUGCCUUCAGUUUCCCGGCCGUUGCCCUCACCCUGGAAAAACAUAACUGGCCACUUUUGAAGGAUGCCUAUCUCUCACUGGCAAGCGCCCUCCCAUGGAAAGUCAGGCUCACCUUGGCGUCCAGUAUUCACGAGAUUGCGUUAAUACUCGGUGAGGAUUUGGCCGCGAGAGACUUGGUACCAAUCUAUGACGGGUUCAUUAAAGACUUGGACGAAGUUAGGAUAGGGGCGCUUAAACACUUGGCCACGUUUCUUAAGGUUCUCAGACCCGCCGAGAGAUGCCAAUACUUACCGAGACUCAACGAUUUUUUGGUCACCGAUACCGAAUGGAACUGGAGAUUCAGGGAGGAGCUCGCUAACCAGCUACUCGAAGCCGUCACUCUGUUCAAUCCGUACGAUGUUUCCAAGUACAUUGCACCUCUCUCACUUCAUCUACUUGUGGAUAAAGUCGCAGCGGUUCGGACGGUCGCCUUAGCCUUGGUAACUCAGAUAAUUUCCCACUUGUCGGUCGACGAAGCUCUUGUCACGGCACUGGUGCAGGAACUUGGCCACAUGUUACCGCGUUCGGUGAAAUGGACGCGCAGGCAAACGUACGGAAUUUUGUGCUCUCAGUUGAUAACAAACGGCGCAAUUACCGCCGAUAGGUUUUCCAAGGAGAUGCUACCUCAUCUGAUCGAUUUAUCGUGGGACAAUGUACCAAACGUCCGACUAGCGGUCGCUAGAACGUUGGCAAAAAACGUUGCUACCCGAGGACCCGAAUGGCAGGGCGGACCGGAACAAGCGGAGGCUGUGAAAACGAAAUUGAAACACUUGCGACAAGACGUUGACCGCGAUGUUCGCGAACAUGCUAUUCUAAUCAGGACGCAAUAGCACUUGGACAAGGGGUCGAACCCCAACCUCAGAUGGGCAGUGCAUUUACCUCGACUUAUCGCGUAGCAUCCGGCGCAUCUACCUGCGAUUCGAUUCGGUCUCUGUGAUUUUUUUAAUGUUGAAUGAAUGUACGCCAAAGCAGCAAAGCUAUACCUGUCCGAUUAUGAAUGCGAGAUACAUGUUUUAUUUUAUUUUUAUUUUUAACUUUAAACUGUUUUUUCCAUUUGUUUUCCUUCUCCGUCUGUCCUUAAAUUUGUUGUUUUCAAAUAAAUCGUCAAUUUCGAUGCUAAGGUAUCUACCAAUACCGAGCUGUUGUAAAACUCGAUGAAACAAAAGUAGCAUAGAUAGAAAGGUGUAUAAAAAGUCAUUUGCGUUAGAAUACUUGAUAACGAACCGGAUUUCCUUCACUUCUGACUUCCGACAAUUUUUUCUUUCUUGCAGUCACUCAUUCUUUUGCGAGCGUUAAAACUCGUAUCGUUUCACUUCUUCCUGAAGUACCGAAAAUACGUUGAAAUGACGAAUUUAUCCAAACAUUAGUUAAUUUUAUUGUUACUUGUUUUCGUGACACUGUUACGCAAUCCUCUCGUAACGAAAUAAUGAGUAAAAGAAAAAAAAAAAGAAACCAAAACACGAAAAUAUGCGAUUCUUACGAAAAUAUGUUGUGGACCGGCAAUAUAUCUAGUAUAUGUCAAGCGUAUGGAGUCCGGGUGAAAGCUUAGGCUUAGUAAACCUACUUAAGAAGAUUGAACGAAGACGUAACUCUAAGCUCAAGUUUUAAUUACCUACUACUAUUUUAUUAUUACAAAUAAUUAUACCAUCUAGUGAACAUAAAACACGUAAUACGUAAUAAUUCGAGUUACUGGUGAACUUGAUAUUCUGUGAGAUAGGGUAAGGUAUCGACUUCAACAAUACAAAUCCUCGUAAAUGGUAAAAUAAAAGAACUAAACAUACAAACUCGGAUUAAAAGAAAACAAUAAAUAAUUUUCAAGAUAUUCAAGCAUGAAUCAUUGUGACCGUCAUAGAUAAAAUUUAUAAGAUUAUCAAGUCAUUAAGGUGUCGGGCGAGGAUUUCUUACUAUCAAUAAUGUGUCUAUCAAAUAAUCCGAGUUACUAGUUGCUUUUGAUGAAUCAAUACAUGCACAUAAACGACGAAAACAAUCAUCACGCACUCUUAUAAAUAAUUACCUUCUCUUUCCUUUGUUCCGUGUUAUCGCCAUUGCGCAUCUAUGAGAAAGUGCAACUAGUAAGCGAACAAAUUUGUGGCAUUAAUGAUCUUAAAUUUUUGACACUUAGUUAGGAAACUUGAGGUCUUAUGUAAAACGGCUGAUAUUAGUAAUAUCCUAGGUAAUCCGUAGGCAUCGCAAGAACGAAAGAAAAAAAUGAUAAACAAUUCCGUAGGUAAAACGAAUUUUUGAAAAUAUUUUUAUUCUAGUUAUAGCAAAUUAUUACCAUCGAAAUAUACAACAGGAUCCGACCGUGAAUAAAAAAUAACAGUCCUUAUAAAAUUUGUAAUAAUAGUAAGUUAUCUGGAAAUGUCAAGUUUUGUAUGUAUCUCAGACGGUGGUUCACUGGUUCUACUAUACCGAUUCAUGUAAUGUUAUUGAUUGAUAUCCUAGCCGUAAUAAUAAUAAUAAUAAUAACAAUAAUGAUAGCAGUAAUAACGAUAAUAAUUUAGAAUAUACAGUACAGGGAGGCACUGAAAAUGGCUGUAUAAAUAAUGUACAAUAAAGUGGUAAGGAAUGAAAGAAACGAAACACCGAUACGUAGUUCAUAUAAAUAUUAUAAUGCCAUCACUUUGAAAUUUUUGUACGUGGAACAAACCAACCGAGAUCACUAUGUGUACCCCCCUAAUAUAGGUAUGUAUAGAUAUAUUAUAAACUAAGAGAUAUCGUCAAUCUAAUAAUAAAUAAUAAUAUGAUACAAUAAUUGAUAGAAAUCGACUGAUGAUGAAUGGUGAUUAUGAGCGCCAAUGAUUGUCAUAUAACGGUGAUUGACAAUCAGUGGGAAAUGAAUUCAAUUUACGAAAACGUGGAACAACUGACAAGUAUUUUUCAUUUCAGCAACACUUGUUUAUCAAUGUGAAUGUUACGAAAAGUGUUUUUUU